Molecule: messenger RNA, 1120 nt
Organism: Pelecanus crispus (Dalmatian pelican)
Lineage: Eukaryota; Metazoa; Chordata; Aves; Pelecaniformes; Pelecanidae
Source: RefSeq, a predicted model, not a curated record
AAUAACAAAGACUUUAAUAGAUCUGGAUGGUCCCAGUUGGAGGGAGAAACUGCCACCAAUUCCAGUUGUCCCAGUUGCUGUCCAGCUACACAGGUGGAAUGGAGGAAACUUUACUUCAGAAAAUAAGCCAAGAAGUACUACAGAUACCAACACAGAAGAACAGUUGCAGAUGAAUCGUGAGAAAGCUGAGGAGAUGUUCAAGACGUUAAAAAAUGAAGGGAAUGACUUUGUAAAAAAGGGUAAAUAUGAAGAAGCUGUAAAUAAAUACAGCGAAUGCAUGAAGUUAAAUACCACGGAAUGUACAAUCUACACUAACAGAGCUCUCUGUUACUUGAAACUGUAUAAAUAUGAAGAGGCUAAGCAGGAUUGUGAUCAUGUUCUUCAGAUAGAAGAUUCUAAUAUUAAAGCUUUUUAUAGAAGAGCACUAGCUUACAAAGGAUUACAGAAUUAUCAAGCCAGUGUUGAUGAUUUCAACAGAGUACUUCUAAUAGAUCCAAAUGUUCUUGAAGCAAAAAAGGAACUAGAGGAGGUAACCCAACUGCUUAACCUUGACAGCAGUGCUGUAGCUGGCGGUCAGCAAAAGCAAAGGAAGAAAAUAACCAUACAAGAGGUGACUGAAUCUGACGAACAGGAAGAGAGACACUUCGCUACAUCAGAAGAUGUUGUGACUGAUUAUGUUACUUCUGAGGAAGCAGUUCAGAAGUGUGUGCCACUGAAGAGCUCUGAGAAACUGCACAUUUCUGAACCAUCUAAUGCUUAUGACUUUGGUCAGAUUAUAAAUGCAGUGAAUACCAAUAAGGAUAAAGCUGCUUGUGCAGAUCUUUUAACAAUGACUGAUCCAAAAAAAUUGCCAGUGCUGCUAAGUAACAAACUUGAAGGAGAAAUCCUUUUAAUCUUUAUUCAGUCGUUGGAAUAUUAUGUACUUGGAAAAGAUCCUGGCCUUGUAUAUCAGCACCUUUUCUACUUGAGCAAAGCAGAAAGAUUUAAGGUGGUGCUGGCCCUUCUUAGCAAAAAUGAAAAAGAACAGGUUCAGCAACUGUUUGACUUACUUUCAGAAAACCAGAAUCAUCAGUACUCUUUGGAAGAUCUUGAGACCCUUAAAAAGGUUUAUGAACUUUAG